Ustilago hordei is the source of this 1050-nucleotide messenger RNA. RefSeq lists its product as uncharacterized. Bases 1 to 1050 code for a protein of 349 amino acids. NCBI's taxonomy places the organism in Eukaryota, Fungi, Basidiomycota, Ustilaginomycetes, Ustilaginales, Ustilaginaceae. The record is from RefSeq and is a predicted model, not a curated record. The transcript has a single exon.
AUGCGUUUCGGUGACUUGGCUGCGGCUACAGCCGCGCUCGUCGGUCUUGUCAAGGCUCAGUCCUCGAAUUCAAUCAUCAGCGGUGAUGGACCGUCCGCCCCCAGUCUCACUCGCACUGCUGCCCUCGGUAGCUGGACGCCCAAAGCUUCUUCCGACGGACUGACACCACCCUCUUUGGACGGCGAGGGUCGAACGAUCAACAUCAACAGCGCCAGCGACUUUUGCUUGCUCAUGCCUCCUGAUCCGACCAAGGAUAACGUGGUAGAUGCUGAAGCUAUCGCCGUCGCCUACUGCAUCAACCCUACCAAUGGAACGCGACCCAUGCCCGACGGCUUCAUCAAGACGGCACACUUCCGUCGCACACCUCAAUAUGUGCAGAUCUCAGGCGUGUACAACCCCGCUGUGAUGAAUCUCGGCAACAACGACUGCGGUGGCGAGUACGACUCGGAAGGUGCGGAGGGUGUCGGCAACCCUGUAGGAGUGACGAUGCGAAACGGCAAUUACUUUACUCAGUUCGUCGGAGCAUGCGAUAUCCCUGGAAGCCCCCUGUUCUGUAUGCGCAUGUGCCCCAACUACGAGUACUGCAAGAACACGUACGACAUGAUGGGAUGUCUUUGGAACCAGCCGGGAGACUAUGACCAGCCUGAAGCGUUCACCAACUGCGACGCCGAUGCUGAUCGGCCCAUCGGCGUGUACAAUAGCAGCUACACUUUCAGGCAGGGUAUGAGCGUCACUCCUACGCCAGUGGCCGCUCCAGCUUCGUCCAACUGCCGCACUGUCGCCUCGCCUACUGCUAGCGGUGUCACUUACACUUGGAACCAGCAGGCUGCCGCCUCGAUUUCUGCCUCGUCCAAGUCCGGGUCCGGCUCCGGCGGUGGCAGCAGCAGCAGCAGCAGCAGCGGCGGCGGUGGCGGUGGCGUCGGCUCUUCUUCGGGCUCAUCGAGUGGCUACAAGAGCGGUGCUGCUUCCACGUCUGGCAUGAUCAACGUCUAUGCGCUUGGUGUCACUGCUGUUCUUGGUGUCAUCGUCGGCGGCGCUCUGCUCGUCUGA